UGAGGGGCUAAAUGGGAGCCCUGAGGGGGCAAACCUGGGCCCUGAGGGCAUAAAAGGAGCCCUGAGGGGUAAACAUGGGCCUUGAGGGGUAAAUCUAGUCUGCAAGGGGGUAAAUCUGGGCCCUGGAAAGUAAAUCUGGGCCCUGAGGGGGCAAAUCUGGGCCCUGCAGCGGGAGAAAGGAGCCCUGAGGGGUAAAUCCAGGCUCCAAAAAUGUAAAUCUGGUCCCUGAGGGGGCAAAUCUGCGCCCUGCAAGGGGUAAAAGAAGCCUUGGGGGUUAAAUCUGGGCUCCAAGGGGGUAAAUCUGGGCCCUGAGUGAAUAAAAGGUGUAAAUCUGGGCCUUGAGGGGAUAAAUGGGGUAAAUCUGGCCCCCGAGGGGGUAAAUCUGGGCCCUGAGGGGUAAAUCUGGCCCCCGAGGGGGUAAAUCUGGCCCCUGAGGGGGUAAAUCUGGGCUCCAAGGGAGUAAAUCUGGCCCCUGAGGGGGUAAAUCUGGGCUCCAAGGGGGUAAAUCUGGGCUCCAAGGGAGUAAAUCUGGCCCCUGAGGGGGUAAAUCUGGGCUCCAAGGGGGUAAAUCUGGCCCCUGAGGGGGUAAAUCUGGGCCCCGAGGGGGUAAAUCUGGGCUCUGGGAGGUCGGCAGGGGUCCGGGGGGUGGCCGGAGCAGGUGCCCAGGUCCCUCCCAUCGCCCUGGGCCGUCUGGGUCCCUUGUGGGUGUGGGAGUGGCGGUGACGUCGGUGCCAACGUCCCCAAAGGGCACAGGGAGGAUGUCCUCUCCACCGCUGUCCGUGGCGGUGGCCUCAGCCACCGAGGCCUCGGGGCGAGCGCUACAGGCGCUGACGAGGCUGGCGGAGGCGUUGGGGACACCGGAGACGGUGCCGGCGGUGCUGGAGGAGGUGAAGAUGGUGCUGGCGGAGGUGGAAACGGCGCUGGCGAGGCUGAACGCGGCGCUGGUGGCGGCGCUGGAGGUGGCGGCGGUGACAGAGAUGCCACCAGGGCUGAAUGUUGAAGGGCUUUACCGGGCACUGGGGGCGGCCGCCGAUGCCAACGCUUCCGAACUGGAACGGGAGCUGAGCCAGAACCGCCGGCGCCGCAGAGGUCUGUGGGUGACCCGGAGCGUUGCCUUCGUCCUGAUGCUUGUCUGUGCCCCGUUGCUGUCCCUGGACGUGGUGCGGGAGGCGCUGGGGGUGACCCAGGAGUGUCACCUGGUCCCCUGCCUGGCCACCGUCACCCUGGUCUGCCAGGUGGCCCUGUGGGGCGCGGGGACAUCGCAGCGUCACCUGGCCACCGCCGCCAGCCACCAGCGCCAACAGGCCACCCGCUACCCGCCGCCUGGCCUGGGACACCGCCGCCGCCACCGCUGCCACCGGCCAGGCCACCCAGGCCAUCGCCGCGGCCCGCGUCACCUUGGGGACGUCGGAGGAGGUGGCCGCUCACCUGAAGAGCCUGGUGGACUCCGUCACCGAAGACCUGGAGAUGGCCCGAGGUUUCCCUACCAGCGCCCGCGCCCUGGGGGACAUCGUGGUGGCCUUGGGGACAGCGAUGGAGGACAAGGAGGGGACGCAGAGGUUGGCCCGGGUGCUGGAGGCUCUGCCAGGGGACGAGUAGGGACAGGGACACCGCGAGGGUCCUGCUGGGGACAUCCCAAUGUUCCUUCUCCAUCCUGGGGCCACCGGGACGUCCCCUGUCCCAUCUGGGGCCACCGGGAUGUCCCCUGUCCCAUCUGGGGACACCAGGAGGUUCCUCCUUGUUCUGGGGCCACCGGGAUGUCCCCUGUCCCAUCUGGGGCCACCAGGACGUCCCCUGUCCCAUCUGGGGACACCAGGAGAUCCCCUGUCCCAUCUGGGGACACCCGGAUGUCCCCUGUCCCAUCUGGGGCCACCAGGAGGUUCCUCCUUGUUCUGGGGCCACCAGGAUAUCCCCUGUCCCAUCUGGGGACACCGGGAUGUCCCCUGUCCCAUCUGGGGCCACCAGGAGGUUCCUCCUUGUUCUGGGGACACCAGGAUGUCCCCUGUCCCAUCUGGGGCCACCAGGAGGUUCCUCCUUGUUCUGGGGCCACCAGGAUGUCCCCUGUCCCAUCUGGGGACACCAGAAAGGUCUUCUUCAUCCUAGGGACUCUCUGGUGUCCCCUGUCCCAUCUGGGGCCACCAGGAGGUUCCUCCUUGUUCUGGGGACACCCGGAUGUCCCCUGUCCCAUCUGGGGACACCAGGAGGUUCCUCCUUGUUCUGGGGCCACCGGGAUGUCCCCUGUCCCAUCUGGGGACACCAGAAGAUCCCCUGUCCCAUCUGGGGCCACCAGAAAGGUCUUCUUCAUCCUAGGGACUCUCUGGUGUCCCCUGUCCCAUCUGGGGCCACCAGGAUGUCCCCUGUCCCAUCUGGGGCCACCAGGACGUCCCCUGUCCCAUCUGGGGACACCAGGAGAUCCCCUGUCCCAUCUGGGGACACCCGGAUGUCCCCUGUCCCAUCUGGGGCCACCAGGAGGUUCCUCCUUGUUCUGGGGCCACCAGGAUGUCCCCUGUCCCAUCUGGGGCCACCAGGAGGUUCCUCCUUGUUCUGGGGCCACCAGGAUGUCCCCUGUCCCAUCUGGGGACACCAGGAGAUCCCCUGUCCCAUCUGGGGACACCGGGAUGUCCCCUGUCCCAUCUGGGGACACCAGGAGGUUCCUCCUUGUUCUGGGGCCACCGGGAUGUCCCCUGUCCCAUCUGGGGACACCGGGAUGUCCCCUGUCCCAUCUGGGGCCACCAGGAGGUUCCUCCUUGUUCUGGGGCCACCGGGAUGUCCCCUGUCCCAUCUGGGGCCACCAGGAGGUUCCUCCUUGUUCUGGGGCCACCAGGACGUCCCCUGUCCCAUCUGAGGACACCCAGAUGUCCCUCUCCCACCUGGGGACACCCAGAGUGUCCCCUUCACCUUGGGGACACCAGGAUGUCCCUUCUCAUCCCUUCACCUGGGGACAUUGAGGAUGUCCCCUUCGUGGUCCCAGGACACCAGGGGCAGGUUGGUGACACUGUCCCCUGUCCCCACAAUAAACCUGAGGAACAUGCCGA
Messenger RNA from Falco peregrinus (peregrine falcon), 3035 nucleotides. RefSeq names its product collagen alpha-4(IV) chain-like. Bases 759 to 2948 code for a protein of 729 amino acids. The transcript is spliced from 5 exons. The record is from RefSeq and is a predicted model, not a curated record. Lineage: Eukaryota; Metazoa; Chordata; Aves; Falconiformes; Falconidae.